AUGGAUUUGAACUUGAUCAGGAGAUUGGUGACGUGUGACAGAAGCAAAGUUACCGCACCAACAGAUCCAGCAACAGAUGCAGGAACAGCUCAAGCUCUCGAUUUAGCCAAAACGCUUUUCAGCUCUGGCGUGAAUAUUCCUGGCCUUGGCUCUGGUGAUAAAAUAUCAGCUGCGAUACUGAUCGACUUCACAAAAUCAGCUCAGAACAAUUGGGAUGCGGAAAUCAGUGUUCUGGUGAAGCUCGCCAAUUCUUUGAAAGAGACAAGGAUAGCAGUUAUAGCAAUCAGCUGUCCUUCGAAGAUCCUCCUUCCAAUGGGAAUCUACAGCGAAAGUGAAAUACGAAGUAAAGUCACUGCACCAACAAAUCCGGCAACCGAGAAAGGGACAGACAAAGCUCUUGAUUUAGCUAAAUCAAUCCUCGAGAGCGAGAUUCCGAGACGAACACUUCUCAUCGUUAUGUCGGAUGGUCAGCCGUCCACGUGCACCGUGGAGAAGCCAUCUCAAAGUGAACUCGAUAUUGCCAAAGAU
Cooperia oncophora is the source of this 528-nucleotide messenger RNA. Lineage: Eukaryota; Metazoa; Nematoda; Chromadorea; Rhabditida; Trichostrongylidae. The record is from the annotation of a GenBank genome assembly.